UGAUGAAUCAAAUGCGAUGAGAAUUGCGUUUUUUCUUUUAAUUUGAUUUAAUUUGUUUUUAUUAUUUUUAUUAUCUUUUUUUUUCUAAUAUCAUUGUAUUCUAUCAUCGUUCACUCCUAUCACCAUGCAAUUAACCGAUUUGGAUCAAUGGAUCGAGAUUACAAAACAAUGCAAAUAUUUGCCCGAAAAUGAACUAAAGAAACUUUGUGAAAUUGUCUCUGAUAUCCUAAUCGAAGAGUCCAAUGUACAGCCGGUUUCCUGUCCAGUUACUGUUUGCGGUGAUAUUCAUGGACAAUUUUAUGAUCUGGAAAAAUUAUUUGAAACUGGUGGUCAUGUUCCUGAAACUAAUUAUAUUUUCAUGGGAGAUUUUGUUGAUCGUGGCCAUUAUAGUCUCGAAACUUUUACUCGAUUAUUAACAUUGAAAGCCAAAUAUCCGGAUCAUAUUACAUUAGUUCGUGGUAAUCAUGAAAGUCGACAGAUAACACAAAUUUAUGGAUUCUAUGAUGAAUGUUUACUCAAAUACGGUAAUUCAAAUGCAUGGAAAUAUUGUUGCAAUGUAUUUGAUUUGCUGAAUAUUGCUGCGAUAAUUGAUAAUGAAGUAUUAUGUGUCCAUGGUGGCCUAUCACCUGAUAUCAAUAUGAUUGACCAAAUUCGAACUAUUGAUCGUAAUCAGGAGAUUCCCUGUACUGGUCCAUUCUGUGAUCUAGUCUGGUCUGAUCCAGAAGAAGUUGAUACAUUUGCUAUCAGUCCAAGAGGUGCAGGUUGGUUAUUUGGCCCAAAAGUUACGCAUGAGUUCAUGCAUAUUAAUAACUUAAAUCUAAUUUGUCGAGCUCAUCAACUGGUUCAGGAAGGUUUUAAAUUUCAUUUCGAUAACAAAUUGAUUACAGUUUGGUCAGCACCAAAUUAUUGUUAUCGUUGUGCUAAUGUGGCAGCAAUUUUGGAAUUCAAACAAUCGAACCAAAAAGAACCGAAAAUAUUCAAUGCUGUACCGGAUUCAAAACGUAAAGUUCCAAAUCGUAAAUGUCCUUAUUUUUUAUAAUAACUUGAGAUAAAUUAUGAUGAUGAUCGAUGAUUGUUACACAGUGCCCAUUAAAGUAUAUAUAAAUUAAUUAA
Molecule: messenger RNA, 1113 nt
Organism: Dermatophagoides pteronyssinus (European house dust mite)
Lineage: Eukaryota; Metazoa; Arthropoda; Arachnida; Sarcoptiformes; Pyroglyphidae
Gene: PpV
Product: Protein phosphatase V
Molecular function (GO): protein serine/threonine phosphatase activity
Source: RefSeq, a predicted model, not a curated record